AUGGGUAUCGUCGAAAAAAUACAAGAAAUUGAGCAUGAAAUCAAUAGGACACAAAAAAAUAAAGCUACGGAGCAUCAUUUGGGUUUGCUGAAAGCGAAACUUGCCAAAUAUCGCCAGCAGUUGCUCGAACCAACGACAAAAGGUAGCACAAGUAAAGGUGAUGGCUUCGAUGUGAUGAAGAGUGGUGACGCCAGGGUAGCUAUGGUUGGUUUUCCAUCUGUUGGUAAGUCGACGUUACUCUCUUCGCUUACUACUACAGAGAGUGCUGCAGCUUCAUAUGAGUUUACUACACUUACGUGUAUACCAGGAGUUAUAGAAUAUGAAGGAGCUAAUAUACAGUUACUUGAUUUACCUGGUAUAAUUGAAGGAGCCUCACAGGGCAAAGGUCGAGGAAGGCAAGUUAUUGCGGUUGCAAAAACAGCGGAUUUAAUUAUAAUGAUGUUGGAUGCGGAGAAAGGUGAAGUUCAGAAGACACUUCUUUCUCGAGAAUUAGAGUCAGUUGGAAUUCGUUUAAAUAAGCAACCUCCACUGAUUUAUUUGAAACGAAAGAAAGUUGGCGGAGUGAAGUUCACGCAUACAGUACCUUUAACAUUUUGCAGUGAAAAGGUAGUGAUGACUAUAUUACACGAAUAUAAGAUUUUCAAUGCUGAUGUCGUUUUCAGAGAUGACUGCACGGUGGACGAAUUCAUUGAUGUAAUUCAAGGAAAUCGAGUGUAUAUUCCAUGCCUUUACGUGUAUAACAAGAUCGAUCAAAUCAGCAUAGAAGAAGUCGAUAGAUUAGCUCGUCUGAAGCACUCUAUAGUCAUUAGUUGUGAAAUGAAAUUGAAUAUGGAUUACAUGGUAGAAAAGAUUUGGGAAUAUCUUGCUCUAAUCAGAAUUUACACCAAAAAACCUGGAAAUGCACCUGAUAUAGGGCCAGAAGAUGGUGUCAUUUUACGUCGCGGUGCGACAGUUGAACAUGCAUGUCACGCUUUACAUCGUAAUCUUGCCUCAGCUUUUCGUUAUGCCAUUGUCUGGGGUACCAGUACAAAGUUUUCACCGCAGCGUGUAGGCAUUCAUCAUAAGCUUCAUCAUGAAGACGUAUUGCAAAUUGUUAAAAAGUAG
Messenger RNA from Thelazia callipaeda (thelaziosis nematode), 1104 nucleotides. The record is from the annotation of a GenBank genome assembly. NCBI's taxonomy places the organism in Eukaryota, Metazoa, Nematoda, Chromadorea, Rhabditida, Thelaziidae.